This is a messenger RNA of Octopus bimaculoides (California two-spot octopus), 1524 nucleotides long. RefSeq lists its product as uncharacterized. Lineage: Eukaryota; Metazoa; Mollusca; Cephalopoda; Octopoda; Octopodidae. The record is from RefSeq and is a predicted model, not a curated record.
AGGUAUUACCUUCGGCAAUGAACAUAUCGUCUUCCUUAUUAUCGGUUGUAUGGUGCUCUUUUUCAUGGUGUGUCUUCCAAUUGACUUCUACAACUACCAUAAAAAGCGGAAAGAUAAAAAGGAUCGACAAGGGUCCAGUAUGGUUUACUCUCGAACAGGUCCCAGGCCAUUUCAUGUAAUCGUCAACCAAGAAUCAAACUCGGAAGAGACGCACCAAGCGCGACACACGAAAACGAGACGUCCGUUUUUCAAGUUUAUGGGUCUCGUAGCGCUACUAAAAAAGAAGCCGGCUUCAGGCGACGACCAAGUCGAGAGUAUUGUCGACGACGGAGUAACACCAUCGACAUCAACGAAAUCGAUGAGUGUGUCAACGAUGUAUUGUAACAGUGUUGGACUAUCUGCUGAUUCGAUGAGUCCAGCGGAACAUAUCGAACUGCCAGAGUUACCGUACGACAACGCAAGGAAACCGAAAGAACUUUAUAAUUUUGUGGACGAAGAAAAUUCCUGAUUACUUUUGCUAAAAUCGAAUCUCGAAGUGAUAAAAAAUCCGGAAUCCGAGAUUUUGUUGGCAAAAAUUAAUCCAUAGAAGAAUUAAUAGAAGAUUUCUGAAAGUUGAUUUGCCGGGAGACAAAAAAAAAAAAAUCAACUUGCUGUGUUCUCCUCCGAAUAUCUAAAUGCUUUCUUGUUGCAAAUGCUGCAUGAGACGGAAGUGACGUGUAAUGAGGCUUUAACAGUUUGCAUAGUUCUAAUAUAUUAAAAUAAUUGGAUUUAUAUGUUUUAUAAAAGAAAAAAAGAACACUUCCGGUUUUAUGCUAACACUUUAUGCCAAGUUGCCCCCAAAUGGGAAAAUAUAGGAUUGGUUUAAUUGACAAUUUCCGACCGAAAUUAUUUUAAAUUUUGAACUAUUUUAUAAAAUAUAUGAUUCUUCAUUUUUUACUCUCGGAAAAAACAAAAAUAAUAAUGAAUAAAAAUAAGCAUAAUUACAAAAAAAAAAAACGAGAGUAAAAAUAAACAUCUGCAUAUAACUAUUUUCGAGUGGAAUAUCCGGAAAAUAGGAAUAAUCGAUGCAUGUCAAUAACGGUAAUUAUAAAAAUGUAAUCUUCAAGCUGGGUUUAAAAGCUAUGACAAGGGUUAAAGAUAAGAAGAGGUGGUGAGAUUUUUAUCAACUUGAAAUUAUUUCUAUUUUAAUUACUGAAACAUCCGUAGAGAAGUUUUGUAUAGAAAAGUGUUUUGUACGACUGAAAUUAUUUUAAUUGAGUUAAAAUGAACACUAACGUAAUUUGUUUGAUUUCUGCUUGGUAUAUUAACGCUUAAAUAAUUUAAAUAUUUCUUAAGAAAACAUGUGCCGGAAGUAUUGUUAAUGUCGGUAAACCAAUUGCGUAAAAUGACGGGAAAUUAAAUAAAAAAAAACAUGAAUAUUUAUUAAAUUAUUGAUUUUUAAGAAGAAGAAAAAAAAACUAAAAUACAUGUAAGAGAAAUAUGUUGUAAGACUUUUAACGUUAAAAUAAAUUAUUGUUUGUUACA